AUGUCUUGGGAAAAAAAAUUUGAUGUUAUGAUAUUAGGAGCCAAUUGGAAGGAAUUCGCAAAGUUCUAUUCCUUGGACGUCAAAUACUGUUUAUGGUUUUCCUACCUACAAGAUUCACAAUCGCAGUUUAAGGUUGUGAUACAUGAUCAAGAUGGCUUGGAAAUAGGCUACCCUUCUCUCUUGAAAAGAAUUGGUGAAGAGAGUGAUCAGAGGAAAAAGGGGAAAUCUUCUAAGAAGAUGAAAUUCAACCCAAAAGAGGAUCCUAAGUGUUGUCACAUGAAACAUGAAGGAACUGAUUCUCUAAGGACAAAGCUUGAGAUUAAUACAAAGCACAAAAAUGCUGUUGAAAUACAAGACAGCUGCUAUGCCAGAGGAGAGUGCUCAAAAUCUGAGGCUCUUAAAAAAGAGGAGCCACUGGAAGAUACUAAAAUUAGCAGUGCAUUACAGAGAGCCAAGGCUUCCAAAUCUAGCAACGAUACCAUUCGUGAAUUUUGCAAAUCACACAUUAAAAACAAAGUGAUGACAAUGCCAGUCAAAUUUAUUCCAGCACCUUUACAAAAGGAGGGAGAAGGGAAUGUUACUCUUUGGGUUUCUGAGGAUAGUUGGGUUGUCAGGUUCAAGAAGAUUCAAUGCAGGAAUCAAAUUUUACUUAAUAGUGGUUGGGAGAAGUUUGCAGAGGACAAUGAUUUGAAAGUGCAUGAUGUGUGUGUUUUUAAGGAAAUGAAUUCAGCUGAAGGUUCAUAUAGAGUUCAGAUUUUUCGUGCCGGAGAAGCAUCAAGCCCUCACCAGAUUCUAGAGGCUGAAGGAAGAAAACAAAGAGGCCUGCCAGAAAUUGAAAGAGGCAGUGGAGGAACUGUCAAAAAUUGCCCAAGAACUAAUGUCUUGGAUUAUGGUCUGCUUACUACCGAUUCUGAAUUUCCUAGAAACAACAACACCAAGCCAGAGAAUCAAUUCACCAUCACCUUAAAGAUGGCUGAAAUACAUGGAAUGAGAAUACCGAUGGAAUUCGUCAGAAAAUAUGUCACUAAUUGGUCUUACUGCCCUCUGGUGCUGCGUUUUAAGGAGAAAGACUGGACUGCGAGUUUAUAUUAUUCUCCAGUGGAAUAUUCCAUGGUAAUGGACUGGUCUAUUUUUGUGAAUCGUUCUGAGCUGAAGGAUGGAGAUGAAUGUCACUUUGAGCUAGUUGAUGAAGAAAAAAUGGUGCUUGAAGUUAAAGUUACAAGACGCAUGCACGGAGUUGUUAAUCACUUGUAA
This is a messenger RNA of Lotus japonicus, 1254 nucleotides long. Its product is annotated as B3 domain-containing protein REM16-like. Lineage: Eukaryota; Viridiplantae; Streptophyta; Magnoliopsida; Fabales; Fabaceae. Gene Ontology annotation, molecular function: DNA binding. The record is from RefSeq and is a predicted model, not a curated record. The transcript has 6 exons. Bases 1 to 1254 code for a protein of 417 amino acids.